Tribolium castaneum (red flour beetle) is the source of this 2370-nucleotide messenger RNA. RefSeq names its product nose resistant to fluoxetine protein 6. Gene Ontology annotation, molecular function: acyltransferase activity, transferring groups other than amino-acyl groups. The record is from RefSeq and is a predicted model, not a curated record. The transcript is spliced from 12 exons. Lineage: Eukaryota; Metazoa; Arthropoda; Insecta; Coleoptera; Tenebrionidae. The coding region runs from base 116 to 2290 and encodes 724 amino acids.
GGUCAAAAAACCCGCUGUCAUUGUCACACUGAGUGAUGGAUUUCGUCCGAAAGCAGCCCCCACUACGAGGAAGCUUUCAUGGUCAAAAUCCUGUAACGUGCCAAGACUUUAUUGAAUGUUGAUUCAGUCCAAGAGCGAUCGCGCCACAAUGAGUCGUUUUCGAAAAAAAAUUCUUGCGCUAAUUUUUGUCGAAAUUUUGUGGUGUUGUGUUGGUGCCAGUGACAACAAUGUGAUGAAGAUUCUUCGGCGUCAGAGCGGCCAACCGCUGCUCAAAUACAACACUGCCAAAGAAAAGGCAAAGAACGCCACAUCUGAUGACGCAACCGGUUAUGAAUCCUUCGUAGCUUACGACCUCCAAAUCGUCAUCGACGCCCUCGAGGUCCUCAACGACACCCAGUGCUCCCGCGACGCCAUGGUGGUGAUGGAAGGCAUCGCCAGAAGGGAGCUCUGGGCCUUACAAAUGUUUGACGCAUCAUCGAAAUUUCCCGUGGGCCUCCUCCACGGCAACUUCUACCAAUUAGGAAAUUUCGACGAAUGCAUCAAAGUGCGCCAUGAAAGCCCAAUCCAAGGUCAAUACUGUCUAGCGUCCGUUGAACUAAUCAAAAAACAAUCAGACGGACGCGUAGAGCGCUCAUUCGAAAAACACAAGGACAAAUCCCGCCACAUUUUCAACAGCACCAUGUUCUGGAGCAUCUGCGUUCCAUCUUCGUGCACAGUCGAGGAAGUUCGACACAUCAUCACGCAACUAUUCACCUUGGCAACGAAACAACCAAUCGCGGUCACGCUACCUGACGACAGGUGUCACGUGGCCAAAACCGAACCAAUCACGCCGCUGGAGAUUAUCUAUGGUUGCAUUGUUGGGGUUUUUAGCGUUUUUGUUAUUUUUGCAACUGUUUUUCAUUAUUUUCGAGCAGAGUCAGGCAGUGUUGUCAAAGAUGCGAUUCUUUGUUUCUCGUUAAUUAACACAGUUGGUAAAUUUUUGACAACAAAAACGUCAAGUCUUAAUCUAGAGUGCUUGAGUGGGAUUAAAUUCAUCUCAAUGUUGUUUAUAAUCGCCGGACAUACGUUUUUGUUUUUGGUGGGGGGGCCUGUCCAAAAUACAAAUUUUUACGAACAGGAAAGUCGCAGUCUUGUGAACGCAAUUUUUGUUAAUAGUCCGUUAUUAGUUGACACAUUUUUACUUGUCAGUGGCUUCUUGAUGUGUUAUUUGCUGUUGUUGGAGCUUGACAAAAGAAAGGGUCGCAUAAAUGUGUUGGUACUUUACGUAGCGCGUUACAUAAGACUGACGCCGUCUUACUUGGUCGUGAUUGGUUUUUAUUGCACUUUCUUGUCACGGAUUGGUGAUGGGCCACUUUGGGACUCACGAAUCAAACAUGAGCAAGAAAAGUGCCAAAAAUCCUGGUGGACUAACCUAUUAUAUGUUAAUAAUUACGUUAACACUGACGAUAUGUGCAUGUUCCAAUCGUGGUACUUGGCGGCCGAUUAUCACUUGUUUAUCAUAGCCCCCUUCGUUAUUUACCCACUUUGGAAGUUUGCCAAAGUUGGCAAAACUGUUCUCGGACUCGGGGUUUUUAUCAGUGUUGCCAUCCCGUUUAUUGUCACAAUUGUGUAUAAACUGGACCCGACUUUGAUGAUUUUUGCACCGGAAGUGUACGAAAUUAGUGAAAAUCACUACUUUAAAACGGCGUACAUCAAGACACAUAUGAGGGCCGGCUCGUACUUUUUCGGCCUAUUUUUCGGCUACCUUUUGUACAAAUUGCAAAACCAAGGAACCAAAUUGUCGCGACGUGUAAUUUGGUUCGGUUGGUUGCUCUGCGCCACUUGUGGCAUUAUAUCGAUGUAUUCGAUCGUGGUGUUUUAUGCCCCUGAGCAUCAGUAUAAUGCCUUCGAGUCGGCGAUUUAUGCCGCGCUGCAUCGCGUCGCCUGGUGCAUAAGUAUAGGGUGGAUCAUGGUGGCAUGCAUCACGAAAAAUGCCCCUCUAGUCAAUCGGUUUCUUUCGUGGAAGCCUUUUAUGCCCUUAAGUCGGCUCACGUACUGUGCUUAUCUUUGUAAUGGUUUUAUCGAAGUUUACAGCAUCGGGUCGAUAAGGCAGGGAACCUACAUGGGGAAAUUGGAGUUGGGGACUAAAUCGUUGGCACACUGCUUGUUGACGUUCAUGAUGGCGUUUGUUUUGUGCAUUUUCUUCGAAUCACCCAUUCAUGGGUUGGAGAAGAUUUUGUUGAGGAGAGUGCCUCAAAAGACCUCAAAAGUCAAGGCCGUGAGUAACGAGACCGUUAGUACUGAGAUAUGAUUGGUGGUUAUUUAUUUGUACACUCUGUAUAUUACUGUUGACUAUUUGUAAAUUUUGUAAAAUAAAUUUUUAAAAAAUUG